Messenger RNA from Haemonchus placei, 615 nucleotides. The record is from the annotation of a GenBank genome assembly. NCBI's taxonomy places the organism in Eukaryota, Metazoa, Nematoda, Chromadorea, Rhabditida, Trichostrongylidae.
AUGGGUCACGCAUGGGUCCAUUGUGCUAUCAGUAAUGCGCUAUUUCAGCGAGAGGAAGCGGAACGACCAGAUGCAGUUCAUACAUGUCCGAUUUGCUACGACAACGCCCUUUUCCCUACGCUUACUAACUGUGGACAUAUAUUCUGCUGUGAAUGUAUAAUGGGAUAUUGGAGACACUCUUCAUCUUUAGUAUCUCCUGUUAAAUGCGCUAUUUGUCGAACUGAGGUAACAGUGCUGCUUCCCCUAAAUUGGCCUGUUGAUGAAGAGAACAAUCGACUUCGGGAAAACAAUAUUGGUUUGAAUGACUACAACAGAAGGUUUUCUGGAGAUAGGCCUUGGCUGGAAUAUUUAUGGGAUGUGCCGGUGCUGAUUCCCUACAUUGUGCGGAGUCUCUUCGAUCUCAACGGCCUUAUGAUUAUGUUCAGAUUGCGAGUACUCUUUAUUGCAAUCGGCAUAUUCACGUAUGUUUUAUCCCCUUUCGACAUAAUCCCAGAGUCAGCUUAUGGCGUAAUCGGCUUGAUAGACGACUUGUUCGUAGCCGUCCUGUUGCUUGUUUACAUUGCCAUUGCUGUUCGACAUGUCAUGGCUCGCAGAGGAGAAGCACCAGCUGAAUAG